Molecule: messenger RNA, 1662 nt
Organism: Saccoglossus kowalevskii
Lineage: Eukaryota; Metazoa; Hemichordata; Enteropneusta; Harrimaniidae
Product: beclin 1-associated autophagy-related key regulator-like
Biological process (GO): mitophagy; cellular response to starvation; autophagosome membrane docking
Cellular component (GO): extrinsic component of phagophore assembly site membrane; phosphatidylinositol 3-kinase complex, class III; autophagosome
Molecular function (GO): phosphatidylinositol 3-kinase regulator activity; protein-membrane adaptor activity
Source: RefSeq, a predicted model, not a curated record
CCACAUUCCAUAACAAAUCCUGACGUCAUUAUGAAAUAUGGCGACUUGCUUGUCGGAGGAUGAAUCAACAACUCGCCAGUCCAAAACUCAAAUAGACGCCUCAUCAGUGAUCGGCAUUGCCGUGGAAAGAUGCCCACUUUGCAGCAACUCAAAAAGAACAUAUUCGUGCAAAGACUGCAUCGAACAGGGUAAUUUGACUCAUUCCAGCGGUCGCAAUCCCGAAAGGUAUGCUGAGAAAUUACAGAAACUAAACAGACUGAAGAAAGAAAGACUGAAACUGUCGGAUCAGGUUUCCGAAGCUUUAAUUGGACGUGUGCAAUAUGACCAAAAGAGAUGGGAUGCAUUAUUCUUAGAACAGAAAAAAGAAGUGUUGCUGAAAGCGAGUGAAGAGUUAAGAGGAUAUGCGGAUAAAGAACGGAAUGAUCUCCAUGCUAUCACUGAGAAGAAGAACAAUCACAUUGCCCAAAUUAGAAUUCUGAAAGGCAAAAUAUACAAAUAUCAAAAACACUUAGAACAAAGUAGAAUACACUUUCGCAAUAGUUUGGCUGCUAAAGAACAGAAAGAAGAGGACCUCGCAAGGAUGAGAAGGUCACGCAUAGAGGAGCUUAUGACAUCGAUAUUCCCCAUCAUGGAGAUCAGAGAAGCAGAUCCAGAAAACAACAGACAAUCGGAAGAAGCUGAGAAUGAUGGUGAAAAGGAAGGUGGUCUCUCGACAAGCACCGUCAGUGAGCUAGCAGAAGCUCAACAGAUGUCUUACAUUCAUGGUAAAUGGGUAUAUACCGGCAACCACAGUAAAACAAACUUCACUAUUAUCACCCCAGAGGCAUCGUUGCCUGGAGACGGAGAUUAUUCCGCUUACACAGCAUGGUAUGAGACUACCAGGCAUUUUACGCCGGGUCCUAAUACAGAGUUAGGUCAGAGGAAUCCGGCAAACUCCAUGUGUGCUGCUCUGUCCAAUACAACACAGUUACUUUCAGUACUAUCGUAUUAUCUAGGGAUUCACUCACCAAAGAAAAUAUGUUACGGGAAAUUUUGUGGUAAAGAACUGAGUCCGCAGUCUUUUUCCAGAGCAGUAGCUAACCUCAACACCAAUAUUCUUCACAUGUGUUUUACUCAGAAUGUUAGUCAGGAACUGCUGCACCCGAUGUAUACGCUUCGAAAUAUUCUGGUGUGCGUAAAAACAAGGGACUUGGGAAGAAGUGGUCCAUUUGAGGUCAAUUCAGAAUUGAUACAAACUGUGAGAAUCAUCACCCCCGUUCUUGGAUUCUCUGAUGAUAGUGACAACGAUAGUCAAGGCGAGGACGAUGUUGAUCUAGGUGGUGAGUGGGAAACUGUACCACGUUUUUCAACAUCGCCAGAUGUCGCAGCUCGCUUGAGUGAAACGUACACACCACCAUUGCAGUCUCAAGUAAUUCCAGAACAGGGGGGGCCUACUAGCAGUGAAUUGCCAACGGGAGGUUUAAUGUCGUCAGCAGCAGCAUCAGUUGCGUCACUGUGGCGGGUAGCGACUAGUACAACAGGAUUUACAAGCCAGUCACCCGAAAAGAAAUCAUGAUGUCAUGGUUUUAUGCCAGUUUGUUCAACAUGUGAUUUUUGAAUCGUUGUAUCGGUGAUCUUCCUAAUAAUCGCCGAACUUUAUAAAAAAAAUAUUUGCAUACAGUG